This is a messenger RNA of Vitis riparia (riverbank grape), 507 nucleotides long. Its product is annotated as transcription factor MYB27-like. The coding region runs from base 1 to 507 and encodes 168 amino acids. The record is from RefSeq and is a predicted model, not a curated record. Lineage: Eukaryota; Viridiplantae; Streptophyta; Magnoliopsida; Vitales; Vitaceae. The transcript is spliced from 2 exons.
AUGGGGCUUCGCUGGUUUUUAAGCAGUACUAUGUUUGAUGGAAAAUUUAUUGGGUUGAUUUCUUCCAUCUUUGCAGGGAAAUCCAUGAUGGCAAGACCAGAGGAGCAGAGACCGCGAUGGACCGAAGAAGAGGACCAUAAGCUCAUUGAAUGUAAAAGCAGAAAUCCCCAUCUAUCUUGGCCAAAUAUCGCAAUGCUGGCAGGGCUGGAGAGGAGUGGCAAGAGUUGUAGGGAGAGGUGGAAUAACAGUUUGACGGAAGACAAUACCCUGCAGUGGCUUCAUGGGAAUAGGGCCGACCGCUGGAACAACCAUGGGAAGAAGCUUGGGAUAAGUACUCAUCAGAAUAUUCCCAACCACAAAGCUCUUUCAUCUGAACCAGAACAUUUCAAACGCAAGCUCCAUUCCUACACCCAUUUCAGCCUCACAAGAACUCGCCAACCCUUGCUUCAGAAGCCUAGCUACCUAGAAUUUCUUAAGGAUGAUGAAAUUAUCGAUCACUCUGUCUAG